Zootermopsis nevadensis is the source of this 2487-nucleotide messenger RNA. RefSeq names its product Glyoxalase 1 (gene Glo1). NCBI's taxonomy places the organism in Eukaryota, Metazoa, Arthropoda, Insecta, Blattodea, Termopsidae. The record is from RefSeq and is a predicted model, not a curated record. Gene Ontology annotation, molecular function: lactoylglutathione lyase activity; metal ion binding.
UCACCAGAACUGGUCCUAUUGGUGGACAAUUAGUUUACGUCAGAAUGCCCUUUAAUGUUUACAGUUUUAAUCAUUUAAUUAUUUACAAGAAGGACAUGGGAGAUACAACAGGUUUAUCCAAUACUGAGGCAAAAGAGAUUUGCAACCCACCAGAUCCAGAAACAAAAGAAUUUAUAUUCCAACAAACUAUGUAUCGCAUUAAGGAUCCACGGCGAUCAUUAGAGUUUUAUACAAAGGUUUUGGGAAUGACACUAUUACAGAAGUUGGAUUUUCCAGAGAUGAAAUUUUCUUUAUAUUUUAUGGGAUAUGAAAAAGCUGAAGACAUUCCAUCAGAUCCUAUAGCACACAGUGAGUGGACAUUCUCAAGGAAGGCAACUCUUGAACUCACUCAUAAUUGGGGAACUGAAAGUGAUCCUGAUUCAGAAUAUCACAAUGGGAACUCAGAACCACGAGGGUUUGGCCAUAUAGGAGUUGCUGUUCCUGAUGUUGACAAAGCGUGUGAAAGAUUUGAGAAACUUAAUGUGGAAUUUGUAAAGAAGCCUAAUGAUGGUAAAAUGAAAGGAAUUGCCUUUAUUAAAGAUCCUGAUGGCUAUUGGAUUGAAAUCUUGAGCCCGACAGGAAUGGGGAAGUUGCUUCAAUAGUUUGAUUUCUUUCAAGAUCUGAAAAUAUUGGUAUACAGCAAACAUGAUUAUAGGCAGGUAUAUCAAGAUGAUUUCCUUGUAAAAUCAGAUUAUAAACAAGUUCCAUCAUAAACAUAAUCAAAUAAUUACUGCAGUACCGUGACUUAAGAAAUGGUGAGACAUCAUGGUAAUAUAUUUAGUCCUACCUUACUUUCUCAGUCAACAAAUGGUUUAACAUGCACCAUUUGUUUGCAGUUAUUAAUAUUACAUUUAUCAGUUCCUCUUUGUGAGACUUCUGUUAGAUAAUUUCUGCAAUUUAAAUUUUAAAUUAGGUGGGAUCUCUUUACAUUUUGACCAGUUGGAUGAUGAGGCAGUCAGAACUAAUGGAAACCUUGUUGUAGCCCUUUCAAAUUGUAAACUUCUGUAUGUAAUAUAUUGUGUAGUUUAUUAUAUGAGCUGUCAGAAAAAUUUAUUAUAUGAUCCAUAGUCCAUUGUAACAUGAUUUUAUACCAUGACAGUAAAAAAAAUACUGUUUCAGUUAAGGCCAGUCUUGUACUUACCAAUGUGUAGAGUAUGGACAGUGGUAAGGUAUUGUGCCAUAAACUCAUUUCUAACACAUUCAUUGCCAGGCUUUUUUUUUGUGUGUGUUGGCUGAACAACCAUCCUAAACAAACUGAUUGUUUCCAGCUGUAAAAAUAAACAAUUCCAUUGAAAAUGAGUAUUUUGGUUUCUCAAAGCUUUUGUUAUUGUCUUUGAAAUAUUAGUGGUAUUUGAAUGGUGAAAUGUUUUAUCAACUAAGUGAAGUUGUUGUAAGCCAUCUUUGGUUGAAGAACAUCCGUCUUCAUUGGCAGUGAAUGUGUUCGUUUUGUUCACUGGGGAGGUUAUAAAGUUGUGGGAUUUUUGUACUUUUUUUACACUCAAUAAUAUAAGUAAAAGUAUUUAAAAAACAUUAAACCAAGAGAGGUCACUAUGUUUUAUAAAACAAUGAGCAACAUUCAGUCAUGAAUGACAUCAUUUGGUUUAAGCAUAUUAAAAGUAGUGAGCAUUUAUAUGCAUAUGUGUUUUUCACAUAGGCUAGAAAAGUGAACACUGCAUUAUGACUUGUGUAUGAUGUCUGGCAGAGUAAGGAAAGCUGAGGGAUCACCUUUUGGAGGAACCUAACACUGAGCAGUGAUUUGCUGUGUUAUAAAAGUAAGGAAUUAUGCAUAUUUUAUGACUUGAUAGUGACUUCAGAAAUUGUGGGAUAUUGCCAGUAUAUUUUAGUAGUAUUUCAAGAGAUAAACAAAAGGAGGUAGCAGUUUGCAACAAAUCACCUUGAAGUGAGCCUGAUAGGUAUAGUUAUGUCAGGCAGCCAGUAAAUCCAGAUUAAAAUAAGAAAAUAGGCAAUGACAGUUAUUACAGUUCUCAUUUGUUCUCUUCAUUAUCUGUUGGAUGUUGCCAUUUAAAAAUCUGUCAGUAAACAACAUUCUGAAAGAUUUUCUUAUUAUAUCACCAUUAUGAUUUUUGUGUUGAACACCUUCAGCAAUGCUGAUAUAUCUAAGCUGAAUUAACGUUACAGUACCAAGACUGAUUAAGUUGGUGGUAAAAAAUAAUCGUGCAUCUUCAAUGUUAAUUAGCUUGAUCCUCCAUAUCUCUCAUUCAUCAUUUCAGUUUGCUACAUGCAGCUAUGUUAUCUGGUAGUAGAGGCAGAAUCUCUGCCAGCAGUGGUGGGAAAUGUAAAUAUUUAAAUCUGAGUAUUAUAUAGAUGUUGUAGUCACUCUUUUAUCUCAGUUUGUGUUUGGACGUAUAAUAAGGGUGUUGAUUUGAUGAUAACUGGUACCUGUAUGGAUUCAGAAUAAUACUGAUAAAACUUUUAAUUUAAAAGAAA